Enhydra lutris kenyoni (northern sea otter) is the source of this 1728-nucleotide messenger RNA. RefSeq names its product glycine receptor alpha 2. The record is from RefSeq and is a predicted model, not a curated record. The coding region runs from base 1 to 1359 and encodes 452 amino acids. The transcript has 9 exons. Gene Ontology annotation, molecular function: extracellularly glycine-gated chloride channel activity; transmembrane signaling receptor activity; transmitter-gated monoatomic ion channel activity. NCBI's taxonomy places the organism in Eukaryota, Metazoa, Chordata, Mammalia, Carnivora, Mustelidae. Gene Ontology annotation, biological process: chloride transmembrane transport; chemical synaptic transmission; nervous system process. Gene Ontology annotation, cellular component: plasma membrane; neuron projection; synapse.
AUGAACCGGCAGCUAGUGAACAUUUUGACAGCCUUGUUUGCAUUUUUCUUAGAGACAAACCACUUCAGGACGGCUUUCUGCAAAGACCAUGACUCCAGGUCUGGAAAACAACCUUCGCAGACCCUAUCACCUUCAGAUUUCUUGGACAAAUUAAUGGGAAGGACAUCAGGAUAUGAUGCAAGAAUCAGGCCAAAUUUUAAAGGGCCUCCUGUAAAUGUUACCUGCAACAUAUUUAUCAACAGCUUUGGGUCAAUAGCAGAAACUACAAUGGACUACCGAGUGAACAUUUUUCUGAGACAACAGUGGAAUGAUUCACGGCUGGCAUAUAGCGAGUACCCUGAUGAUUCCCUGGACUUGGACCCAUCCAUGCUUGACUCCAUUUGGAAACCAGAUUUAUUCUUUGCCAAUGAGAAGGGAGCCAACUUCCAUGAUGUCACCACUGACAACAAAUUGCUUCGAAUUUCAAAAAAUGGCAAAGUACUCUACAGUAUCAGACUCACCUUGACCUUAUCCUGUCCCAUGGACUUGAAGAAUUUUCCAAUGGAUGUCCAGACUUGUACAAUGCAGCUGGAGAGCUUUGGGUACACGAUGAAUGACCUGAUAUUUGAGUGGUUAAGCGAUGGUCCAGUUCAAGUUGCUGAAGGACUGACCCUGCCUCAGUUUAUUUUGAAAGAAGAGAAGGAACUUGGCUAUUGCACGAAGCACUAUAACACUGGAAAGUUUACCUGCAUCGAGGUUAAGUUUCACCUGGAACGCCAGAUGGGAUACUAUUUGAUCCAGAUGUAUAUCCCCAGUCUGUUGAUAGUCAUUUUGUCCUGGGUCUCCUUUUGGAUAAACAUGGAUGCAGCCCCUGCUAGGGUUGCACUGGGCAUCACCACCGUCUUAACAAUGACCACCCAGAGUUCGGGUUCCAGGGCAUCUCUGCCAAAGGUCUCCUAUGUGAAGGCAAUUGACAUCUGGAUGGCGGUGUGCCUUCUGUUUGUGUUUGCGGCCUUGCUGGAGUAUGCAGCAGUGAACUUUGUCUCCAGGCAACACAAAGAGUUUCUGCGGCUCCGGAGAAGACAGAAAAGACAGAAUAAGGAAGAAGAUGUUACUCGUGAAAGUCGUUUUAAUUUCAGUGGUUAUGGGAUGGGUCACUGCCUCCAAGUGAAAGAUGGAACAGCUGUCAAGGCCACACCUGCCAAUCCUCUCCCACAACCUCCAAAAGAUGCAGAUGCCAUCAAGAAGAAGUUUGUGGACCGGGCAAAAAGAAUUGACACGAUAUCUCGAGCUGCCUUCCCAUUGGCCUUCCUCAUUUUCAACAUCUUUUACUGGAUCACAUACAAGAUCAUUAGGCAUGAAGAUGUCCACAAGAAAUAGAUGUGCCCUUCAGACCCUGGACUUUCUUGCCUAACUGUUGUGCUUGUAAAUACACAGUGAAAUUGUCUUUAUAUCACUUUGACAGAGGAGGAGACUGGGGGAGGGGGGCGGGAAGAUCAUGAGGGCAGGUUUCCUGGUACCUACAUGAAUAAAGAUAAGUUAUCUGGGCAAUGAAGGAAAAUGUUUGCACAAAAUUAAGGUGUUGCAGAAUCACGUGAGCAUAAUUCCCUUCAUAGUCUUUAGCAUUGUUCUUUCAGAUGAUGUAUUAAUUAGACAUGAGAUGCAAGGUCAAGUUCUUGAAACGCUAUUUGUCUUUGGUUUGGUUUGGUUUUGACUAAUUCUGGUACAGAAAAGUUAGCUUAAACCACA